GGAGAAGGGUGAGUGAAAGAGCAGCUGGACAGGAAGGCUUUGACCCAGCAAAGACAGUGACCAGCCACAGGGAAGAAUUCAAGGUCUCCAUUAGAUCUGCCAUACAAAAGUCCUUGGGUUUCCGGAAUGUUUCCCAGGUGGAGAAUUGCUCAACUGGUGGCUCAGACAAGGAAUUUUGCUACAUCGGCAGCUGCCCAUGAAGAAGGAUCUAGUGCUAGAUUAUGGAAGAUUUUGAGCUUUGUGGUGGCACUUCCUUCAGUAGGCAUCUGCUGGCUGAACGUGCAGCUGAAAAAGAGAGAUCACCCCCAUGAACGUCCUGAAUUCAUUCCAUAUCGUCACCUGAGGAUUCGGACAAAGGCUUAUCCAUGGGGUGAUGGAAAUCACAGUUUCUUUCACAAUCCCCACACCAACCCACUACCCACCGGCUAUGAAGAUGUGGGCAGCCAUCACUGAGACCCUCUUAACCUUUUCUUCUUAUUAUUACUGGCUUCCUCUCUCUUAGUGAGAAGGAGUUACAGCUGUUCAACGCAUCUUUGAGACAGGUGUCUAUCUGUCAAUAAAACGCAUUUCACUGAA
Messenger RNA from Pantherophis guttatus, 576 nucleotides. RefSeq names its product cytochrome c oxidase subunit 6A2 (gene COX6A2). Gene Ontology annotation, biological process: mitochondrial electron transport, cytochrome c to oxygen. The record is from RefSeq and is a predicted model, not a curated record. Lineage: Eukaryota; Metazoa; Chordata; Lepidosauria; Squamata; Colubridae. Gene Ontology annotation, cellular component: respiratory chain complex IV; mitochondrial inner membrane. Gene Ontology annotation, molecular function: enzyme regulator activity.